This is a messenger RNA of Polyodon spathula (Mississippi paddlefish), 3863 nucleotides long. RefSeq names its product ETS translocation variant 4-like. Gene Ontology annotation, biological process: regulation of transcription by RNA polymerase II; cell differentiation. The coding region runs from base 347 to 1789 and encodes 480 amino acids. Gene Ontology annotation, molecular function: DNA-binding transcription factor activity, RNA polymerase II-specific; sequence-specific DNA binding. NCBI's taxonomy places the organism in Eukaryota, Metazoa, Chordata, Actinopteri, Acipenseriformes, Polyodontidae. The transcript has 13 exons. The record is from RefSeq and is a predicted model, not a curated record. Gene Ontology annotation, cellular component: nucleus.
UACUUUCCAACUUCUGCACUGAAUUACUUUAUUAGUUUAAGCCAAAUGACGUAUAAAACCAUGAGGUGCUCCGUCUUAUUGGUCUAGGGCAGACACAUUCUGGCCCAUCAAGUUAAAAUCCUGGCGGGUAUUAUUUAUUUAUUUAUUUAAAGUAUUCUACUGCAUAAAAAUAUUAAUUAUUUAAAAAAAUGAAAAGUUAGGCGUCAGUAAACAGACAUCCGACAUCCAAAACUCUUCAAGAAAACUGAAAACAAGACUAACAACAACCAGUUUGGGCUCUCCCUCGUCCCGUCCUGGCUGCGUGAAGAGAGAGCAACUCAGUCUAAUGAACACACACGGUUAACAAAUGGAUUAUAGGAUGGAUGGAUUCUUGGACCAGCAAGUGCCUUACAUUUUUGCAAAUAGAUCGCAAGGAAAUGGACCAGUAAACGGGCCUUUGACGGCUAUGAAAAGGAAAUACAUGGACACCGAAUUGCCUCCUCAGGAAUCUGAAGAUCUUUUCCAGGAUUUAAGCCAACUCCAGGAGACUUGGCUCACAGAAGCUCAGGUUCCAGACAGCGAUGAGCAAUUUGUACCCGACUUUCAUUCAGAGAACUUAGCUUUCCACAGCCCUCUGGUGAAGAUUAAAAAAGAGCCCCAUAGCCCAGAUCCCUCUCAGUCCUGCAGCCACAAACAAACCUUCACGUAUCCCAAUGGAGAGCAGUGCCUUUACGCCAGUGCCUAUGACCAGAAGAUACCUGUUGGAGACAAGUCCUCCAAUCCAAGGACCCCAUUGUCUCCUCUCCAGCAUUACUCCCCCAAACCCAACCUGAACCCCAGACAGGAGCAGCAGGGCUACCUGAACCCCCAGAACCACUCACAGCCCAUCCACAACCACGGCUACCACAUUGACCACAGCCCCAGGUACCCACAACACUCAGGGGAGAUGUGCCACUCUUUUCCUUCUCAGAGUGUGUCUCGCGAGCCCUCCGCAGCGCUAGGGGGGUACCAGCAGCAGAUGUCCGAGCCUUGCAUGCCCUACAUGCAGCAGCACCACUUCAAACAGGAGUACCAUGACCCCCUCUACGUCCAGACUAGCCAUAUGGGAGGCAGCAACCCCCAGAGACACACGCCUCAGCACAUGGUCAUCAAACAGGAGCCCACUGACUACCAAUACGAGCCUGAUGUGGCCAGCUGCCCAUCAGUGUACAUGCACAAUGAGGGCUACCCCAAUCCACUACACAACACAGAAGGCUAUUCCUAUGACAAAGAGAUGCUGUCAUUUAGUGAUGAUGCCCGUGUUGUUCCUGAGAAAUUCGAAGGUCAGGUGAAGCAGGAAAUGGGCGGCGUGUUCCGCGAGGGCCCCCCCUAUCAGCGGCGUGGCUCACUGCAGCUCUGGCAGUUCCUGGUAGCCCUGCUGGAUGACCCGGGCAAUGCCCGCUACAUCGCCUGGACCGGCCGUGGCAUGGAGUUCAAGCUCAUAGAGCCUGAGGAGGUGGCCAGACUGUGGGGCAUGCAGAAGAAUCGGCCUGCCAUGAACUAUGACAAGCUCAGCCGUUCACUGCGCUACUACUACGAGAAGGGCAUCAUGCAGAAGGUGGCUGGAGAACGCUACGUCUACAAGUUUGUCUGUGAACCAGAAGCCCUCAUUUCCCUGGCCUUCCCUGACAGUCAACGCCCCAACUUGAAGUCUGAGUUUGACCGGCACGUCAAUGAAGAGGACACUGUCCCCCUGUCCCACCUGGACGAGAAUGCGGCCUACAUCCCAGACCCGAACGCUCAGCAUUACUCGAAAGGCUGCAUGUACUAGCGCCUGCACAGUCCAAACACAUACUCCUCCGUGUAUAUAUGGUUAUGGUGGUUUUGUUUAAAUGAGUCCUUUUUAGGGACUUUAGGUUUUAAAGCUGCUGUGUCCUUGCCUCUGAGGUUUAGUUUAUCCCAGUGAUACUCAACUCUGGCCCUCGAGUUCCAAUCCAGUCCAGGUUUUUACUCCAAGCAAGUUCUAAUGCAGUUAGUUGAAGCUGCUAAGAGGCAAUUAACUAAUUUAGGACAUGGUUGGAAUAAAGACCAGGACUGGCAUUGAUCUCGAUGGCCAAAGUCAAGUACCACUGGUCUAUCCAAACACAUUUAAAGUGUGAGCUGAUUGCAUAAUAAAAGCAAAUGUUAUUACUAACAAGCACUGGUUAUUCUUCCAUCAAUACAUUGAAACUUAUUGGGAAACCAUGUUUUUAGUUUUUUGUACUGUUACCUUGUUUUUUGCGAUCAGUCUGAGUAGUUCGCAUUUCAUUUACUGAAAUAUUGUGUUAUUUUUUUCUUUGUGGUAAAGGAUUCCGAAACAAGCAAACAUAAUUUGUUGUUUUUUAAAUCCUUAACUAUGGACAUUUUUAGUUUGAUACAGGGAGUAUGGUUAAACUUCCGUCAAAACCGCAGUUAAAUGUGCUAUUUUAGUACAAAAAACACGGUUUAGGAAUAUUCAUAAAUAUCGAGUCUCGUUUUUGAUGCCACUUAUCAUGUGCUCACCUAACUAGCUCAUUAAUGAUCUAGACAAUUGAUUGAACCCCAAGACAGCAUGCUUCUUCGGUACCCUUGAAGGAGAUUUCACCCGUGUUCAGGUGCUGCUCUUCAGCUCUGGUUCCUGUUACACAUGUGCAACGCAAGCUAGAUCUUUGUCUUCAAAGGGCAGCCAGCACCAUCUAGUGAUCUGUAACUUUGGCUCAAGUUUCCUUUUGUUUUACUGUUAAUAAACCACAGUUCUAGGUAAAGAAACUGACCUAGCCUACAUUUACAUGUGUACAACAGCAACUAACACAGACGUAUCAAAAAAAGACAUCACAGAAAUACAAGGGAACCGUACAAAAAAAAAAAAAAGUCAUUUGAACGUUUUUUCUGUAUAACAGUACAAUUGUUUUGCUUUUCAAAAUUUUAUUUUCAUUUUGACUGUGGCAAGCCCAUUUGUCCUGCCAAAACACUAUGUGUUUGUGGGCAGUUCUACCAUCCCCAUUCACUUCCUAUGUAACAGGUUACACGUGCUGUGUUAAAAUAUGAUUUUUUUAGUGCCUUCAUUUGGGGGGAGCCAUGUUCUGCACCUUCAGUAAAAUGUGUUCUGCUUUUUCGUAAUUUGUUUUUAAAGCUUUGUUGUACUUUUUAAUGUUCAAACUUGCUUUAUGUAGCACAUGCUAAGACUAUCAAGUUUAAAGGCACUAGUUCUGCCAGGCAGCUCUAUACAAGCUAAUGUAUUAUUAGAUACUGCAUAGAUUAAGGCAAAGUAAAAUACACUUUUCAAUUCAAGUACUGUUAUACCGUGUUCCUUUGAGGGUUGGGGUAUGUGAACAUACUGUGUAUUCUGAAUAUUUGUGUUUCUAGAUACCUGUUCAGACCAAGCAUCAUUCAGAUAAGAAAUCAUAUGCAGAAUACAGUCAAAUAACAAAUACUAAAAUACACCAGGGAGUAUAGUAUCUCAGAUAUGAGAUCACAGGUUAAGACCUUCAAUGGCAUCAACUCUAAGAUCAUGUGUUUAAUGUAGGAUAAAUCUGUGUAUGAUAUUACGAUGUUUAUAAAUGUAUGUAAGCUAUAGUAUCAUACUAUUGUUAAACGAAACAGUUUAUAUACUAACUGAAUUUUAACCCAAGGUAAGGUGGUAUUUCUGUAAUCAGUCCAGUAUAAGAAUCAAACUCAAUGUUUCAGGGGUGUAGAAGUGACAGACGUACACCCCCUAGUGGUCAUCUUUAUACAGGCCUCCAUGACAAAUGCCACCUUGCUCAGAAAUAUGGUGUUGGUUUUAUUAAACGUACCAAGUAUCCAUGCUGAACCUGUAAUUAACAAUGAUUAAAAACACAUACGAUGGGAUAAUAAACAGAAAACAAAAUAAAUAUUAUGCAAAUCCA